CGACAGUUGAAGUCGGAAGUGGACCAGAAUGCCGGCGUACAUAAGAACAGCAGCGUGGACAUUCAGAGCGAGAUUUGCCGCUAGUCUGACAGUUUUGUUCCCGUUUGGACCCAGAGCAACGGCUUUUCCAGGGGGGCGAACACUUCACUUGAAAGUUGAUGCACGUCGGUACUCCGCACGUUGCCCGGGAACUGCAAGAGCGACAGUAACGGGCUUAACGCCUCUUCUAACAGGGUUGAAUCACUUGGGUGCCUCCGCACUUAGUUUCUGCAAGAGGAUGACAACUUCAUCAGCCAAUGUGUCGGACAGUAUGUCCCAGAGAUUGGUGUGGGUGGACCUGGAGAUGACUGGACUUGACAUAGAGAGGGACCAGAUUAUUGAAAUGGCCUGCAUCAUAACAGAUUCAAACCUGAACAUUUUGGCAGAGGGUCCUAAUUUAAUAAUAAAACAGCCAGAUGAACUUUUGGAUGGAAUGUCCGACUGGUGCAAGGAACAUCAUGGAAAGUCGGGGCUGACGCAGGCGGUGCGGGACAGCACCAUCUCCCUGCAGCAGGCCGAGUACGAGUUCCUGGCCUUCGUCCGGGACCACACCCCUCCCGGACACUGUCCCCUGGCAGGAAACUCAGUGCACGCUGAUAAGAAGUUCCUGGACAAGUACAUGCCCCAGUUCAUGCACCACCUCCACUACCGGAUCGUCGACGUGAGCACCAUCAAGGAGCUGUGCAGGCGCUGGUUUCCCGAGGAAUACAAACUUGCUCCGCAGAAGAAAGCAUCACACAGAGCACUGGAUGACAUUUGCGAGAGCAUUAAGGAGCUGAGGUUUUACAGGGCGAGCGUCUUCAAGGCGGGCACGGAGGAGAAGAAGCGGAAAAUCGUGGAGAACGGGGACUGCGGGAAGAGCCCGUGCUGAGCGGUGGGGGGGUGGUGGGGGGGGGGGGGGGCGAAGUUCGGGAGCCGAGGCAGAAGUGGAGCUUACCUGCACGCGGUCGUCGGCCGCAGACGUUCUCUGGGACCCUACGUUGUUUUAGAAUCCCCCUGCCCGUGUCUGUGGUUCGCUGUGGAGUCAGAGCGUCCUUGUUUUCAGGUCGCCUGGUUCGUUUCUGUUGAGUUUUUUUUUCGUUUAAAUGGAGAAUAAACUGUUAGCGCUGUGGCUGAAUUUUGGCGGUCCUCCUUGAGGCUGAAUGUUUCUUUGGAGUACCUGUGCUCUGUGUCUCAAUUUUUGUUUUCCCUUACUGUAAAACAAAAAUAAUAAUCUGUUGUCAAAUUA
Molecule: messenger RNA, 1267 nt
Organism: Anguilla rostrata (American eel)
Lineage: Eukaryota; Metazoa; Chordata; Actinopteri; Anguilliformes; Anguillidae
Gene: rexo2
Product: small fragment nuclease
Exons: 7
Coding region: 29-910 (293 amino acids)
Cellular component (GO): mitochondrion
Molecular function (GO): 3'-5'-RNA exonuclease activity; nucleic acid binding
Source: RefSeq, a predicted model, not a curated record